Molecule: messenger RNA, 465 nt
Organism: Megalops cyprinoides (Indo-Pacific tarpon)
Lineage: Eukaryota; Metazoa; Chordata; Actinopteri; Elopiformes; Megalopidae
Gene: birc5b
Product: baculoviral IAP repeat containing 5b
Exons: 4
Coding region: 1-465 (154 amino acids)
Source: RefSeq, a predicted model, not a curated record
AUGGCUACCCUAGAGCAACUCUCGGAUAGACUCCGUGCCUAUAGCCAACUGUACAGUUACGAAAAUCGACUCCAAACCUUCACCGACUGGCCUUUUCGGGAAAACUGCAACUGCACGCCUGAAGAGAUGGCGAAAGCAGGAUUUGUCCACUGCCCCAGUGACAAUGAGCCAGAUGUGGCCUGCUGCUUCUUCUGUCUGAAAGAGCUGGAGGGGUGGGAACCCAUGGAUAAUCCUUGGUGUGAGCAUGAAAAGCGCUGCCCAGACUGUGGCUUCCUGUCCUUGAAGACGGAUUUUGGUGACCUGACGGUCAAAGAGUAUGUCAAACUGGAGCAGCAGAGGCUAUGCAAAUACCUUAGAAAGGCUGCACAUCUGAAGAUUGCUUGCUUCCGUGACAAAGUGGAUCUUACCCGCAAAAAUCUGGAGAUGCUGUUUAUUUCUAGACACCCCAACCCCAGCCAGGAGUAG